Molecule: messenger RNA, 453 nt
Organism: Tremella mesenterica DSM 1558
Lineage: Eukaryota; Fungi; Basidiomycota; Tremellomycetes; Tremellales; Tremellaceae
Exons: 4
Coding region: 1-453 (150 amino acids)
Source: RefSeq, a predicted model, not a curated record
AUGAAAGGAAUUCUGACAGGGGUUAUGAGAACCGAAGAAAGGAUAUGUUUCAACGAAUCAGAAAGGAAAGGUUUCAAAGCAGGUCAUUUGAGAGCCAUUUGUGGAGUUGAAGAUCAUCAUUCUGAUUUGGAGAUUUGGAGAUUUGGAGGUAAUCCAGGAAAGGAUCAACACGACGGAAACGUUCUGCACUCCAUAACUGCCACAACCUCCCACCUUAGCAACUACGAUGUAGGAAAUGAACCAUAUCGAUGUUAUGCUGGGGAAAUUGUCAACAACCUUUCUUACAUCAUGUUCUUACUCAGGAAAUGGCAACAACAAUCUGAAAACAUACAAUUAGCCAUCGUCCUGGUCAUAUUCAGUAUCACCAUGUUAGGUGUUUUUUGUUUGUUUGGGAAAUUACAAUUAGACGUGGGACCACUUAUAAAAGCUGAAAUUCAAAAGGAUCAUAAUUGA